Molecule: messenger RNA, 1379 nt
Organism: Punica granatum (pomegranate)
Lineage: Eukaryota; Viridiplantae; Streptophyta; Magnoliopsida; Myrtales; Lythraceae
Source: RefSeq, a predicted model, not a curated record
CAACGCUCUCAUUCCAUCCUAUUCAAUUUAGUUUCAUCAAUUUCUCUUCUAAUUUCUGGGGUUCCUAAAUCAAAUGGAUUCAAGCUUGAAGGCUGCUCCUACUCAUGCUCAUCCCGAGACGAUGGACUUGCUAUCUCGAGCGUGGUGCGACUUCGCCCUCCAUCAAGCUCACCAACCCGAGUUGGUCCACGACCGAUCAAUCGUCCUCUUGGACCCUCCCCCUGUCAAGAAGCUCGAUAGUGAACCCAACUCUCCCCUUCAUUUCAUGGCAAUGGAGAAGAGUGUGAAGAUGCAGGACGAUGCCGAUUUCUCCCCGUUACCCCCUUGGAAAUCCAAUGAUGUUAAGUCAUGGAUAUGGAUGCAGCAGGCAAUGCACCCAGAGCUGAAUUACAGAAGUUGUUUCAGAAAGAAAUGGGUUACAUGGAAUAAGAUUGUGCCGUUUAAAUUGGCUUCAAUCAAGAAAUGGCUCAAAGAGGUUAAGCAAAGAAGGAAAGAGGAAGGAAGACUACAGAGAGCCGAGGUCCACGCCGCAAUUUCAGUGGCCGGAGUGGCCGCAGCUCUGGUAGCCAUCGCGGCCGAGAAAACCCAGAAUGGGCGGCCGCCAACAACGAAGGAGGCAGCGGUGGCCUCAGCAGCCGCUCUUGUGGCGGCUCAGUGCGCUCAGGUGGCGGAGGCGAUGGGGGCGAAGAGAGAACAGCUCAGUUCGGCCAUAAAUUCGGCCAUGAGCAGUACAACCGCCGGUGACAUCUUGACCCUCACGGCCGCAGCUACAACAUCACUAAAAGGAGCUGAAAUUCUAAAGGCAAGGACUGGAUGCACAAGCAAAUUAAACGGAGAGGCACCUGUGCUUCCAAUCGAGGACUCCAACGACCACAAUGAUAGUAGUCACCAUUUCGAUUUUGAUAAAUGCCGAUCUCUCUUAUCUAAAGGGGCACACCUUACGAUUGAAACUCCGGACGGGAGGUAUGUAGUAAGAUCAGUAUCUAUCAUCUUGAACAAUGAUGGAAAGGUCAUUCUGAAGAUAAGGAAGCUCAAUUUAUUGCGAAGCAAGAAGGAAAGCAUUGUGCUUGACCUCCAUGCGGAGCUGUACAAAGAUCCAGACACAGAAGAUGCUGAGACAUGCUACCUGAUUGUGUUGUCGACGAACUCCGGGACUGUGAAACUCGACAUGUUGGACGACUACAAGCUCUACAAGACUUGGGCCACGACAAUUAAUCACAUGUUGACGAUUUCCGCUUCAUCUUUUUCCAAAUAUCAUCUCCAAUUUUAUGAAAAAUAAGUGAAUAAUCUCUCUGCAUUUAUAUUAUCAAUCAAAGCGUGCGUUCAUUCACAUAUCUUAUUGAUAUAAUAAUAAAUCUUAUGUAGUUUUAUUCUUGUAA